UCCACCGCUUGUAAAGAAACACCCUGUGAUCUUCCUACCUUCACAAAGCUUCUGAGGGGUAAGCUACAGAAAGAAUAUCUAUUUUUCAUAAACUGAUGAAUGGGAGUUUUCUCCCCGCAGAAUCCUGAAGCAUAAGCAUACUGGAAAGGGGCGCAUAGCAAACUGAUGAACAGCCCUUUCUCUCAAUGAGACCCGAAGUGAAAAGACGCAGCAAUGAAUGACAUUCUACUGGCAAGAGCAGCAGUCGUGCGCAGCUACAUCGAGCACAAAAUAACUAUUGUGGGGAUAGAUGAUUGAUAACGCAACUGCUAUAGCGCAGGCCGGGAGAGCGAAACAGAUGUAAUUUUCUUAUGGUACAGCUGGUUCAGUGCCACUGGGUGCUGCAUGGAUUGUUAUUGCAAUCAGUCCUUCUACAUCAGCCACUGCUACCAGCAAUCCCAAAUUACUUAGGAAUUCCGGACGGCUGUCUGAGGAGCAAUAUUGCUGCAGAGCUCUACGGGAAUGCCAUGUGUCGUGGCGCGACAUAAGAACCGCUUUGUGGUGUCUUCUCCACCCGGGACAGGUGGUGUUGUGUGUGCUGGGGGUUAGUGGGGGUAUAUGGAUACACAACCCGAGAGACAGUUGUCUUAGGGAUGUCACGCCGCCGUACGGGAUCAGUUUUUUCCAGAGACAAGUGCGACAGAGAAGAGUAGUAGUUUACAAACGACGUUGGGAUUGACGAAAACCUCGGACCUCUCUCUCCUCUUCUUACAUACUGGAUAUUAAUCCAGCGGACAUCAGACUGUGUGGAGGCAAGAACUGUGUAAUCGUCGCGUUCCGGGCGCACCUUUUACUCGACAAUCAGCGAAGCUGUAUUCUGCUGCUGCCAUGUCGACCCUGGCCCCACCCUUUUUCCUGCUGUUCUGGCUCCUCCGAUUGGCCAGCACUGCGUUUCCGGAGGAACCGGGGCCUCUGAACUUUAUCUCCACUGAAGUGGUCCACCGGUACCCAGUGUUUCUGGGUCGGCCACAUCGUUCAUCCCUGAGACAGGAGCCACUGCAUAUUCAGAGAGUCCUCAAGGUGAACCGGACCCUCUACAUUGGAGCCAGAGAUGACCUUUUCCGUGUGGAGCUGGACAAUGUGGCGGGAGACGAGAUGUUCUACAGUAAGAAGAGAACAUGGGAGUCCAACAAAAAUGACAUCAGGACCUGCCGGAUGAAGGGCAAGCACGAGGACGAGUGUCGGAACUUCAUGAAGGUUUUGCUGAGUCGACAAGGAGGUCUGUUUGUAUGUGGGACUAACGCCUUCAAUCCGCUGUGUGCCAACUAUACUGGAGACACUCUGGAGAUGGUGGGAGAGACAGUCAGUGGGAUGGCCCGCUGUCCCUAUGACCCUAAACACGCCAACGUGGCUCUGUUCGCAGAGGGGAAUCUGUUUACGGCCACUGUGACGGACUUCCUGGCGAUAGACGCUGUGAUCUACCGUAGCCUGGGGGAAAGUCCUGCACUCCGCACAGUCAAACACGACUCCAAAUGGUUCAGAGAGCCCUAUUUUGUCAGUUCAGUGGAAUGGGGUCCUCACAUCUACUUCUUCUUCAGAGAGAUGGCCAUGGAGUUUAACUACCUGGAGAAGGUACGAGACAAAAUGGUACAGGUGUCUCGGGUGGCGAGGGUGUGUAAGGGGGACCUGGGUGGCUCUCAGAGGGUGUUGGAGAAGCAGUGGACAUCGUUCCUGAAGGCCAGACUGAACUGCUCCGUCCCUGGAGACUCCCACUUCUACUUCAACCUGCUCCACUCCACCAGCCCUGUCAUCAGGAUGCACGGCAGGGACAUCAUCCUGGGAGUCUUCUCCACCCCCACCAACAGUAUCCCUGGUUCAGCUGUGUGUGCUUUCGACAUGGAGGAGCUAGCUGGGGUGUUUGAUGGGAGAUUCAAGGAGCAGAAGUCACCUGAGUCUAUAUGGACCCCUGUUCCUGACGAGCUCAUUCCCAAACCAAGGCCAGGGGGCUGUGCUGUGCAGGGCUCCAGGUUCAACUCAUCAAAUGGUUUCCCUGAUGAGAUGUUGAACUUUGUGAAGACCCACCCCCUGAUGGACGAGGCCGUGCCAUCACUGGGACAGAGGCCCUGGAUCGUCAGGACCAUGGUCAGGUACCAGCUGAAUAAGAUGGUGAUGGACACAGAGGCUGGCCCCUACAGAAACCGCACAGUGCUCUUCCUGGGCUCCAGCCGGGGGACUAUCCUCAAGUUCCUGAUCGUCCCCAACCGGGACAACACCGUGUCCAGCAGCAAUGUCUUCCUGGAGGAGCUGGAGGGCUUCAUCCCUGACAAGUGUGGGGAGGACUCUUCGCAGGCAAGGCAGUUGUUAUCCCUGACUCUGGACUGGGAGAGCCAGUCUCUGCUGCUGGCCUUCCCCUCUUGUGUGGUCAGGGUCCCUGUGGCACGAUGCCAGCUCUACUCACGCUGCAUGAAGAACUGCAUCGCCUCCAGGGACCCCUACUGUGGCUGGACCAGAGGAAGCACCUGCUCCUUCCUCAGGCCCGGGACCAGACUGCCGUUCGAGCAAGACAUAGAACAAGGGAACGUGUCCCACUUGGGCGACUGUGACGGUCUCCUGCAGGAGUCUUUCAUUGAUGAGCCAGAUGGUCUGGUGUCAGUCAACCUGCUGGUUGUGUCUGCGGUCUCGGCCUUCACCACGGGGGCGGUGCUGUCGGGCUUGGCUGUCUGCUGGAUCAUGAGUCAUCGCCACCGCACACGAGGGGCAGGAGCCAACAGGAGCCGUAAAGGAGACAAGGAGCAGAACAUGCUGGGUCAGGGCCGGAGCGGCUCAGUGAUGAGCGUGACACGUACCAGCGGCAGCGAGAGAUCCCGGUCACAUUCUCAGGCAGACAACCCGUUCGUAAUGCCCAAUGGCUGGCCUAAAGGAGAGAUGGAUCCAGGCCUGCCUACUCCAGAACAGACCCCCCUGCAGCAGAAACGGCCUCCACCCAGCAUGAGAGAUGGAGACUGGGACCAGAGCCAGACCUUCCUCACCUCAGUGGGCAUGCCCUGCCCAGCCAACUCCGUCAUCUACCUGAGCUCCAAGUUCCUGCAGGAGAGAGGUGGCAGGCACGAGGGCCCAGGGGAUGUGGGGCCCACCAACACGGAGCGAACACGUUACCUGGUCCUGGCCAGCAACCGGGAGCCCCACGGGGGACAACCCAGGACCACCCUGAGGAACUCUGCAGGUGAAUACAACUACCCAGCCACGCCACAGGACUCCCCAGACCGCAGGAGGGUGGUCUCAGCCCCCAGCACCCAGAUGGACUUUGAGGAGCCCCCCCGCUGGACCCACGAGGGGCUCAACUAUAACAGCAAUAACGGAGCGCCCUACCCCUCCCAGCGCCCGGGCCUGAUCCGGGCCAACCACCACGGCCUUGCAGACUUCAGUCACCUAAUGGGAAAGAGCAUGGGCGAGCCUACCCCUAGUGGCCAGUGAGGAGAAGAGCGCCAUGAACCCCUCUCUCUGAAACCCAUUUCCCCUCAGCAACUGGAAUACCCCUCAGACUCACUCUCCCAUCCCGAAUCCUGCCCUGUCUGUCCUCUCUCACUGUCAUUCAAUGUUCUGACAUCCCCCGGCGCGAAGCCUGACUGACUAACUGACUGAAGAGACUGGGACUCCAGAAGCCAGCAGUUUAGAGCGAGAAAGAGAGAGAGAGAGAUAAAGAGAGGAGGUUAUUCUCCUCAUGGCUUCAGCUCUGCUAUCGCCCUGAGAGGUGCACCCCUCUCCUCCAUACGUGGUUUAACCCACAGAGCAGGGCCUGGACACCAUAAAACCAACCUCAAGGACUAGGAAGGGGUGCAAGGGAAGGGACAUUUUGUGAAAAAGGAAUAACAAAAAAGAGAACCGCUUCACUGAUAAUUUAGCAUUCAGUUCCAGUUGUGAAAGGUCUCAUUCUACUAUCUUGUGAUCUGCAAGUCAUUCUUUGGGUGUGACAUUUUUAUUUCUGCUUUCCUUUUUGCCAGAAUCCAGCAGACAACCAUGUGCUUUUCCUUGGUUUUCAGGCCAUCUCUAUCAGUCAUCUCUAUCAGUCAGCUCUAUCAGUCAGCUCUAUCAAUCAGCUUGUGUUUGGUAGAUAUUAGCAAUGCCAGAGGGCACUGGAUCAUGCAGUAUGGGAAAGGCUUCCUGUCUUAAUGUGAGCAUACAACGCACUGGAACUUCUUAUAGGAAUAAGCUUGAUAAUGAUGUCAACGAUCCAUUCCGUUGUGUUAACAAUCAUGGAAAAAACAAAUUUCUAGUGUUUCUGAAGCUCUAUUAUGUGAUUAUAAUCAGACCCCCCCAGUCUACAGCCCAGAUCUAGCAACAACAGCACUGGAGUUGAACAUGUCAAGGUGGAGGGUGCAAAAACCAGCAGGGAGGAGAUAAGAGAGGAUGGCACCUUUCCAUUUGAUUUAAAAUCAACCCCAAGCAUUUUCUAAUAUCUCUGUGUUUCCUUGGAGAAAUGGAGGGAACAGUGAAAGAGAGUCAGAGGGUACAGUGGUAUAAGACAACCUUGUCCCUCCCACUCCCUUCCUCCUUCUCUGUCUGUCUCUCCCUGGAUCUGUGUGACCUGACCUGAGGUCUGGGCUACCCGGCAGGCCAGCGGAGAAGAGAGAAGAGCACAUAGCCCAUGUAGGGGGAUGUGAGCCUGGCUGUGGGAGCUAGUGGGCCCAGGGCCCUGCCACUGGGGAGCUCCAUUCAGGCUCCUCUCCCUGACACUGAGCUUCUUUGUGCCCCGGAGCAGGAGGAGACGGCUGCAACAAAUAGCCGUUAAGAGUCUGGGCCCGCGGGACGAACCCAGCGCCCCAGACCAGCGGAAUAUCAAUGAGGACAGCAGCGCCCCACUGCCCGUCCCUCCGGCCCCCUCACAGACACUGGCAUCGUCUGGGACUGGGGCUGGGACCAGGCAGGGUGGUAGGCCAGGGAUGGGCCAAUAGGGCUGGGGCUGGCAGACAGGCAUCAUUCAGACUGCUAUCACUGCUAUAUCCCUGCCUUUCCGUGUCUAUACACAAGGGGCACUGGCUAAACAAAGCAAAGUAGAACUGUUUGGCCGUGGAUUGUCUCCCUCAGCUCUCUCUCUCUGUUUGAUGUUCUCCUUUUGUCCGCCCCUCUGCUCACUCCCCUGUCUGUCGAUCCGGUGGCUGGUGUUUGUUCAUCUGGGUCAUGACUUGUGUGUGUGGAUGCUGCUCUGUUUCAGGCUGCAGUGGAAGUUGUCUUAAUCUCCUUGUUCUCCCCCUAGUUCUCUGGCCCGGCAGCCAUUAUCUGAGUGAUUUCUGCCGCAAUCCCCCAACAUUCACAAAUCAGUGUUAACUGCAUCCUCACCCUGAGUGCUGGUCGGCAACACGCAUGGGAGCGCAUAGACUGGCUUCAUUAGUGGGUCUGUGGGCUGGGAGGAGCAGAGGAGGAGAGCUGGAGAGAGAUGGAGCUGGAGGGGCAUGGGAGGAACAGAGGCUGAUCUGGGUAGGACUGGCAGAGAGUGGUGUUAGAGAAACACACAACAGCGGCAGAGAGCACAAACAUACAUCUUUGCAGGGCUUAAAUACAGAGCUAUGGCUACAUUCAGAGCUGCUCUGAAACAGGGGGAGCAGAUAGAGAGGAUGCCUGGCCUGUAUAGAGAGCCAGCUGUGUGGUGGGCUGAGGAGAGGAGCCAGGCUGGACGGUGGAUUUGUUUGUCUUAAUGUAAAGGGCUAAACCACUGAGGUAGAAUACUAAAAGAGAUUCAUGGAGUGGAAGCACAUGAUCUAGCUGGGUAGAAGUGCCCACGCAUGGCUGAGUCCAGGGAGACAACUCAACAACUGAAUGAGUGUGUGUGCAUGUGUGCGUUCAUGUGAGUGUGUUGGUUUUUGUGCACUUGAAGUACAGUAGUAGUGAGUGUUGCCAUGAAUGAGUAAAGUAGUCGGAUGGGGUGGGGAGAAUAUUGAAAUAGCACAUUCCAUACUGUAGUAGACAAAACCACUCCUCCACGUCGUCGUCCUCCUCCUCCUCCUCCUCCUAUCUCCUGAGAGGAGUGUUGGUUGAGAAAAUGGGUCCUUGAAGCAGUAGUGGCCCCCUGGUGCCCCCUCUCCUCUCCUCUCUGUCUCCCAGCCAGUGGUGUCCCCUAAGUGCAGUGAGUGAAUGAGGCCUGCUCUGCCUACCCAGCCAGCCGUGCUCCAGCUCCCUCUCUUACACUAUUUCACUAAACAUGCUUGAUUAGGCAAAGUACAUCCCAGCUCCUAAUGUUGUGAUGAGCCUUUGAGAAGAUUACUACAGACAUAUCAAGAGGGUGACGAGCACCCACUCUCCUCGACAGCUAUCCCCCCAUACACAAACACACACACACAGUUACACGGACACACACAGUCACACAUACAUAAACAUACACACACACUGACACAGACAGUUACACACACACUCAGACACACACACUGCGCCCUAAUCAAAUUCAGGAUGCAAUUGAAUUACGAUUCGCUGUUAUCCCCAGGCCAGGGAGGAGGGAGGCCAGACUUGCGGCUCAGACCCAGGGAUUUGCUCGUUGAAAGAGCCACACUUAGUCCACCAUGACUAAACAGUUAAGGAAUCUGGGAUUCCCCUUUAUACAACCCUUCAGGCUUGCACACAGACAGACAGACAAACAGACACACACACACACACAAUCAGCCUUUCCCUCUCUACAUGCUGUAUUAGCAGCUACAAUCAAACAGAGGCAGUUUUAAAUGUGUCAACACCAGAAUGAAAAAUCUGGGUAAUUUACUGUGAAGCGCUCAAAAAUGUUUGUUCUUUUUUAAAUCAGUUUUUAAAUGUUUUAACCCUUUUUUCCUACAUUUGCAAUCUGCUGAUGCAGUAAAUUGUUUUCUUUGGCAGCCAUUACUUUCUGCUGGACAUUUUUUGUUUGGAUCUGUUUGAUAUGUAGCUCACAGUGUUCCUCUCUCUCCCCCCACCCUCACCCCCAACCCACAUGACCUGAUCUGUCUGUAUAAAUAUCAUGGACUGUGUGUUUGCCUGAGACCAUGCCAUUGUCUGUUGUUGGCUUGUUUUCCUCAGUAACCCAGUGAAUUAGCUAAUGCCCCCCAGCCAGAAACUGCCAAUGCCAGGAUGGGAUGCCCUAGAAACACCC
Molecule: messenger RNA, 7087 nt
Organism: Coregonus clupeaformis (lake whitefish)
Lineage: Eukaryota; Metazoa; Chordata; Actinopteri; Salmoniformes; Salmonidae
Product: semaphorin-6B-like
Exons: 17
Coding region: 868-3453 (861 amino acids)
Biological process (GO): neural crest cell migration; negative regulation of axon extension involved in axon guidance; negative chemotaxis
Molecular function (GO): semaphorin receptor binding; chemorepellent activity
Source: RefSeq, a predicted model, not a curated record